AUGGGGUUCCGGCCGCCGUGCCGGUCCGAGUGCGUCCUGUGCGUCGGCGUCCUUGGGUCGCCGCCGGAGAUGGACACCACCGCGUACACGCGCAUCUUGGAGAACAUCGUCACCUUCUUCAGGUCCUUGGCCGAGAUCAGCGUCACCUCCAGCACCCGGUACGCCAUGAUCGCGCCGCUCGCUCGCAGGAGCCCGUUGUGA
Messenger RNA from Triticum turgidum subsp. durum (durum wheat), 201 nucleotides. The record is from the annotation of a GenBank genome assembly. Lineage: Eukaryota; Viridiplantae; Streptophyta; Magnoliopsida; Poales; Poaceae.